Molecule: messenger RNA, 4057 nt
Organism: Xiphias gladius (swordfish)
Lineage: Eukaryota; Metazoa; Chordata; Actinopteri; Istiophoriformes; Xiphiidae
Product: bromodomain-containing protein 2-like
Exons: 12
Coding region: 99-2585 (828 amino acids)
Biological process (GO): regulation of DNA-templated transcription; chromatin remodeling
Cellular component (GO): chromatin; nucleus
Source: RefSeq, a predicted model, not a curated record
CCAUUUCAUUGCGGAGGAGCUCGGUUGUGUUUCGUUUGGAGUGCAGCAUCAAUAUCGGUGGAAAAAUUGGAUCGUAAUAACACUCCCCUUUCUGCCAGAUGGAAGCGGCCGUGAACCUGCCUCACGAUAGCUCCCUGAUCGGGUUGUCCAGUGGCGGGAUGGACCAACACACCAGCUCGGGCAAACGCAUUCGCAAGCCCUCCCUGCUAUACGAGGACUUUGAGAGCCCUUCUCUGCCGCACGCGAUGCCCCAGGGUCCCCCUGCCCCACCCCAGCCCCCAGUCAGGGAUCCCAGCCGGCCAGGCCGCAUGACCAACCAGCUGCAGUACCUCCAGAAGACCCUGAUGAAGUCUCUGUGGAGGCACCACUUUGCCUGGCCUUUCCAUGAGCCCGUGGAUGCCUACAGGCUUAACCUACCGGAUUACCAUAAAAUUAUCAAACAGCCCAUGGACAUGGGGACCAUAAAAAAGCGUCUGGAGAACAACUUCUACCGCAGUGCAAGUGAGUGCAUACAGGACUUCAACACAAUGUUCACCAACUGCUACAUUUACAACAAGCCGACAGACGACAUUGUGUUGAUGGCCCAGUCCCUAGAGAAGAUCUUUCUCCAGAAGGUGGCCCAGAUGCCCCAGGAGGAAGUUGAGCUUCCUCCUCCAGCUCCUCGAAACAAAAACAACAGGGGAAGAGGUCGCAAAUCUAAUUCAUCGAGGGCUCAGCAGGUCCCAGCAGUGUCGCAGUCAGCCUACUCCCCUUCUUCCUCGGACACUGGCGAGUCCAUGUUAGCCAACUCACCCCAGACUGUGCUGACCAAAAGCCUGCCUCCGGCCAACAUCAUGGGCCUGCCCCCUACACAGCCCACAACCAAGAAGAAAGGUGUAAAACGAAAGGCAGACACGACCACUCCGUCCACCAUGGGCUUGUCUGUGGGCAUGUCGGGUGUGGGCAUGUCUGGAGCAACACACAUGGUAGGUUUAGGGAAAGGAGGACACGGGGGCCAAGUACACGACACCUCCAUGCACACAGUUUCCUCCAUGGGGGGAUUGACCUUAGAUACGCCCCCUGGGAUGGGCCUGGUCAGGAGCCCUGGAGGUCCUGUCCUCCUCCAGCCCAUGAUGGCCAGCACUGGACGCAGAGUCGGCAGCGGACGCCCCAUCAAACCCCCCAAGAAGGACUUGCCUGAUUCUGUCCAGCCUCAGCCCUCGAAGAAGGGCAAACUUAGCCUGCAGCUGAGAUACUGCAGUGGGCUGCUGAAAGACAUGUUAUCAAAGAAACAUGCUGCAUACGCAUGGCCUUUCUACACACCUGUGGACGCAGCUGCACUGGGACUUCAUGACUAUCAUGAUAUCAUCAAGUGUCCCAUGGACCUCAGCACCAUCAAGAGGAAGAUGGACUGUCGUGAAUACAGGGAUGCUCAGCAGUUUGCUAGUGAUGUCAGACUCAUGUUCUCCAACUGCUACAAGUACAACCCACCUGACCAUGAUGUUGUGGGCAUGGCGCGGAAGCUGCAGGAUGUGUUUGAGUUCCGUUUUGCCAAGAUGCCAGAUGAACCACAUAUGGAUCAUACAGCCAUGUCAAUGAGUGGCCACCCCACAUCCUCUUCGUCCUCUUCUUCCUCCUCCUCAUCCUCAUCUUCCUCCACCUCUGAGAGUGAGCCCAGCAGUGAGAGUGAAGAGAGUGAAAGCAGCCCCAGCUCAGACAGUGAGGAGGAGCGAGCACAUCGCUUGGCUGAGUUACAGGACCAGGUGUGCACUCAACUCCGAGCCAUGCACGAGCAGCUGGCUGCCCUCUCUCAAGGCCCCAUUGUCAAGCCCAAGAAGAAGAAGGAGAAGAAGGACAAAAAGGAGAAGAAGAAAAAGAAGAAGCUGGAGAAGAGAAGUCGAGGUGGCAGAAGCAGAGCUGGCUCUGAGGAAUGGAAGAUGCCUGGCAAGAUUCUGAAGAGUAAAUCCGCUCGAGCAGGUGGAUCCCAGGCAAAGAAAGGCCAGGGGAAGAAGAGUAACAAGAACAGCAAGACCACAAAAAAGCCGUUCUAUCCCCCAGUGGCCACUUCCAUGUUGCCGCACUACGACUCCGAGGAAGAGGAGGAGAUUGUGCCCAUGUCAUAUGAUGAAAAGCGCCAGCUUAGCCUCGACAUCAACAAGUUACCGGGGGAAAAGCUGGGUCGUGUGGUCCACAUCAUCCAGUCCAGGGAGCCCUCACUGAGGGACACCAACCCAGAGGAGAUUGAGAUUGACUUUGAAACACUCAAGCCAUCGACACUGAAAGAGCUGGAGCGUUAUGUUAUGACCUGUCUAAGGAAGAAGCCCCGUAAGCCUUAUGGCGAGCAAGCUGCAAAGAAAGGCUGUAUUGGCAAGUCUAAAGAGGAGCUGACCCUGGAGAAGAGGAGGGAGCUGGAGAAGAGGCUGCAGGAUGUCAGUGGACAACUUAAUUCUGUCAAGAAACCUACGAAGCCUAAAGCGGAGAAGCCCAGUGCUGUAGAGACUCAAGCCCAGCCCUCGCGCCUCAGUGGCAGCAGCUCCAGCUCGGACUCAUCUUCCUCGUCCUCCUCAUCCUCGUCCUCAGACACCAGUGAUUCAGACUCUGGUUGAGAUCCUUAGCACUGGCUAAGAGCGAAAACACUAAUAACUCAGGGACUUGGGCUGGCCCCGGACACAACACACCCUGAAACAGUAGUGGGCCAAGAUAUUAGUCACCAUGGCAAAAAACACUUCAAGUGGUCUCCUAAAAUGUUUUGGAUGUGGGACUGAGGGAUGUGCAACCAUGUCUCUGUGGAUAAAUGUAGAACCCAAACACUAAAUGCCUUGGUUUCCCCCUGCUCCCCUUUGUAAAUACUUGUACAAAUUUAUGUUUCUUUUAUAAAGAAGAUUUUAUGGUGAUCCCCCAAAGAGGGAGUGGAGUAAUAAAAAGAGGAUGUGGAAAGAUGGGCGUUACUCCAAAUCUGCUUUGGCUGGACUUAUGCUGUGUCCUCCUCUGUGGAGGAAAUGGAAGAGUCUUUAUUUAUUUGUUUUCUUCACCAACAUUUCCUCAGAUGUUACUGGAAUUUGAACCAGCAACCUUUUGGUCAAAAGACUUGCUUUUCUAACACCUGGCCUUCUUAAGCCACACUUAAUUUUAGACCAACCCCUAGACUCAGCCUUAAUGAUCCAGAUUGUUAGUAAUGGUUAGAUUAUUUGGAAAAAUACAGUAUUGUUAAGUAGCUCCUGAGAUUCCUUCUCAUGUUCACAGGUCUCAGAGCUGUUGAGCAGUAAAUGAAAGCAAACCUGUGUUUUCUGCCACAUUCAGGUCAAAGUGAAAGUUGGUUACAGCUUCAGUUUGAGUUCUGGACAAUGUCUGUAAUGUUUACAUACACAGUUUUCCUCAGUUUGAUAUUGAGCGUCACUCUGCAGCCUGUUUUACAGCCUAUAGUUUGAAAACAUGGUGGGUUUAUAGUACAGUAUAGAAAUGGCUAAACAUACUGUAAUUUACAAAGUUUGCAAUUAAGUUACAUAUUCAUUCUGUAAAGAUUUUGGUUUUUUUUUUUUUUUUUUUAAAUGGCUGCACUUUUCCCCCAAAAGCCCACCAGCCAUUUUAAGACUGACUAGUCUUAUACCCGUGACACUAAUUGAGGCCGUGUCUGUCUUAUUCUCAACAUUUCUCUUCAUCACAUCAAACAGUAAAUUAAGCGUGCAUCAGUUUCUUAAGAGCUGAACACAGGCGGCUGAAUGUUAUCAGAUUACAGUGCAGGUUUCUAAUUCCCACAUCAAUCUCCUUAACCUGUGAAGUAUUGCAUUACUGUUUUCUUGAAGACGUCUGUCGCACUUGUUAACUCCGUGAAGGUUUCUUAAAAGAAAAUCUCCCGGCUGCUCCGCACGUACUGGAACAAAUGGAGUUGACUGAAUAAACUGAAGGUGAGUAACGCUACAAGCUUUCUGUAAAGAGACAGGAAAGUCCUCAUAGUCAAUGCAUAGUUAAAGCUGUUGUUGAAUGUUCAGUGAAAGAAGAUACGCUUGUAUAUAUUUAAACUGUAUUUGCUGUUGCACAAACUUGUGUUUCUGAUUAUCAGUCUUUUUUUCUUUUUCUG